GCAGGAACAACUACAGCGGCCAAGACCAUCAGUACUACAGCAUGUACUAGCGCCGUCGGCCGGUAAUACUGACGGACAACUUGGCAGGGACCAAGAGCUCGUGCCGCCCGCAGGUGAUCAAGAACAAAAUGAAGAAGCAGACAAUAUUGACGAUAUUAUCGACGAACUCGAUAGAAGUGGCUCGGAGGUGGAAAGUGGAGACCCCUUGGACUACCUCCCGCUGGAUAACUUGUUUGACGACACGUCGGCCAUCGUGAAUCAGAUGCAGCAAUACCAUUACGACUCGAGCGCCGCGAUUACCCCGACCGUGGAUUUGGGGUUUUAUGGCGUCCGCUUUCCGCCGGUGCAGAUUCCGGACUUUGGCGAUCAGGGCCUGUCGAAUAUGGAAUCCGAUGUGGACAUAUCAACGGAAAAAUGAAGUCUUUCCACGUACAAUAAACGGUCUAGUGGUUGCUGCACUUCUUCACAAUCACAGAUUGCAGCUAUGCUUAGCGCGCCUGCUCCUGCCGCUAUGCAAUACAAAUUUGUUUACUAGGGUGAUGUACGACCACUUAGUUUCUGCAUGCAUCACGAAAAUGAAUUCCAUUUAUACGGCGUGUAGCUACAUCACUUUUUCCUGUCUUAUAAGGCUCCGAAGCGGAGCGCCAGGUUUUGGACCCACACCCGUCUUCCCCUUCUUCUAUCACAGGAAAAAGUGUUCACGUUAACGGAAUUUGUGAUGCAGCGAUGCAUCACAAAACGUGUCAGAGUUUGUCAUGCAUAACAUGCAUAUUAGACUACAUUUGUGAUGCAUGACCGUAAUCUGUGAAAACCGUUCACGUUAAAACGUUUUCUUGUGAUAUCUUCUCUCACU
This is a messenger RNA of Amoebophrya sp. A120, 853 nucleotides long. The record is from the annotation of a GenBank genome assembly. NCBI's taxonomy places the organism in Eukaryota, Dinophyceae, Syndiniales, Amoebophryaceae.